CUCUACGCACUGUGACGUAUGGGCGCCCAUGCGCCUCUAGAGCAGACUGUGGAGCGGACACUGGUUGGUGCGACUCCCCAGGGAGAAGUUCUAGUGUCCGGCAACCAGAGAGUACAAAGCGGACAGAGCAAAGUUGUGACUGGAAAAGUGGCAGGUCUGAGCAGAUGGAAGACAAAAUCGAUGGAGCCGAAAAGGGAAGAGAAGGAGAAACUGAGGCGGCAGGAGCUGAAUGUCCAGCCGUUUGGUUUACCUGGGAUAGUGAUUUUCUGACGCUGUCUCCAUGUUAUCAGAUGAGCUUCAAUCUAAACCAGAGCUACUGGUAGAGUUUGUCCAGAACGCCUCCAUCCCGCUAGGUGAUGGACUCGUUGGGGUGGAAGCAAAGGAUCUGACUUGUCUCUCACUACUGCCUGAGACAUCCGAAUGUGACUCCUUACUGCUACCAGGUGCUCCUACAGAGGAUGGAGUGUCACCUAAGGCUCCGGACACAGAGUUGCUGAGCAGCCUCCAGCUAGAUCCCAGCACAGACCCCGGAGACCAUAAGAGUGAUGCUGCCCUACUGUCUCCCUCUGAGCCAUCAUCACUGCUGCAAGACCUGCCCAGCAACGACAGCUCCUCAUUCAUCCUCCUCAACUUGGCCAGAUCUGGCCUAAGUUCACCAUCCGAGCACAUGGUCUUUGUUCAUGAUGAAGCUGAGGAUUCUGGGAAUGACUUUUUGCCCAAUGAUUGCACAGACAGCAGUAUGCCAUGGUUUCUGCGGGUUCAGGAGUUGGCUCAUGACAGUCUGAUUGCUGCCACCCGGGCUCAGCUGGCAAAACAUGCCAAGUCCAUCAGCAAUGCUGAUGGAACACUAAACAGCUCCUGUGAGGUCAGAGCCGCCCACCCAGAGAAACGUCUGCGCUGCUCCGUCCAUGGCUGUGAGCGAUCCUUUCUGCGUCCAACACACCUGAGAUAUCACCUGAAGACUCACAUAAAUGAGCGCUCCUUCACGUGUCCUGCGGAGGGUUGUGGAAAAAGCUUUUAUGUUCUCCAAAGAUUGAAUGUUCACAUGCGCACUCACAAUGGAGAGCGUCCAUUCCUGUGUCCUGAGUCUGGCUGUGAAAAGCAGUUUACUACAGCUGGGAACCUGAAGAACCACCUGCGUAUCCAUACUGGAGAGAAACCCUUUCUGUGUGAGGAGGAGGGAUGCGGCCGCAGCUUUGCUGAAUAUUCAAGUCUUAGAAAACAUCUGGUAGUUCAUUCAGGUGUGAAGUCACAUCAGUGUCCAGUGUGUGGAAAGACCUUUUCUCAAAGCGGGAGCAGAAAUGCCCAUGUUAGAAAGCAUCACCCUGUAGAAAGGGCAGGUGCUCCUACAGAGGAUGGAGUGUCACCUAAGGCUCCGGACACAGAGUUGCUGAGCAGCCUCCAGCUAGAUCCCAGCACAGACCCCGGAGACCAUAAGAGUGAUGCUGCCCUACUGUCUCCCUCUGAGCCAUCAUCACUGCUGCAAGACCUGCCCAGCAACGACAGCUCCUCAUUCAUCCUCCUCAACCUGGCCAGAUCCGGCCUAAGUUCACCAUCCGAGCACAUGGUCUUUGUUCAUGAUGAAGCUGAGGAUUCUGGGAAUGACUUUUUGCCCAAUGAUUGCACAGACAGCAGUAUGCCAUGGUUUCUGCGGGUUCAGGAGUUGGCUCAUGACAGUCUGAUUGCUGCCACCCGGGCUCAGCUGGCAAAACAUGCCAAGUCCAUCAGCAAUGCUGAUGGAACACUAAACAGCUCCUGUGAGGUCAGAGCCGCCCACCCAGAGAAACGUCUGCGCUGCUCCGUCCAUGGCUGUGAGCGAUCCUUUCUGCGUCCAACACACCUGAGAUAUCACCUGAAGACUCACAUAAAUGAGCGCUCCUUCACGUGUCCUGCGGAGGGUUGUGGAAAAAGCUUUUAUGUUCUCCAAAGAUUGAAUGUUCACAUGCGCACUCACAAUGGAGAGCGUCCAUUCCUGUGUCCUGAGUCUGGCUGUGAAAAGCAGUUUACUACAGCUGGGAACCUGAAGAACCACCUGCGUAUCCAUACUGGAGAGAAACCCUUUCUGUGUGAGGAGGAGGGAUGCGGCCGCAGCUUUGCUGAAUAUUCAAGUCUUAGAAAACAUCUGGUAGUUCAUUCAGGUGUGAAGUCACAUCAGUGUCCAGUGUGUGGAAAGACCUUUUCUCAAAGCGGGAGCAGAAAUGCCCAUGUUAGAAAGCAUCACCCAGUAAAAAAGGCAGAGCACAGUCCAGCAGUGGAAUCUGUGAGUAAGGCGAGCCUGUCACGAAGUCACCGGCUGUCAGAGGCCACUGGGAGACACUGCUAUGAAGAAGAAGUCUCCAUCUUACUAAAUUAAAGGCACUUUUGAAAACCCU
Molecule: messenger RNA, 2372 nt
Organism: Hyla sarda
Lineage: Eukaryota; Metazoa; Chordata; Amphibia; Anura; Hylidae
Gene: ZNF410
Product: zinc finger protein 410
Exons: 17
Coding region: 281-2353 (690 amino acids)
Biological process (GO): central nervous system development; regulation of transcription by RNA polymerase II
Cellular component (GO): nucleus
Molecular function (GO): DNA-binding transcription factor activity, RNA polymerase II-specific; RNA polymerase II cis-regulatory region sequence-specific DNA binding
Source: RefSeq, a predicted model, not a curated record